GUCCUCCAAAACACUGGCUUCAUCGUAAUACUCCUUUUUUGUACUUUCCGUCAGUUAUCACAAGAUACGCAGUUAGGAAACACGUGUUUCUCACUUCACUUCCCCAUUUCCUUCAAGUGAUGCAUUGUUGGAGGACUCUCCCACUCUCAGGGGCGGCGUGAAGGCCAACAGCUUCGAUGUCAAGGACCUGUUGAUUUACGUCGACAAGCCAAGUAGCAAUGAGUCGAUGUAUAAUUGUGCUAUUCUGUAUCAUGUGUAUUCAUCAAGUGUGCUGUAGUGAGGUACGUAUUACAGCUUUCCUUGGCCAAUCAGUAGUCCUAAAAUCUGGAGCAGACAGAUCUUGGAACCUCAGUAAAGUUCAAUGGUCCAUUUAUCAGAACACAACAUACAUUGCAAGUCUGAAGGAUGGCAUAGUGACUAUAUUCAAGUUUUGGAGACAUCAGGGUCGACUUGACCUCAACUCCACAACGGGAGAUUUAACAAUCAAACAUGUGAAUAUGGACGACAGCAUGAUAUACACUGUGGCCCUGGUCAACUCAGAUGAUACUAGGCGAAACGUUAAAGUUCAUCUCAUAGUCCAAGAAAAACUCAAGAAACCAGCAAUCCAGAAAAUGUUAGAUUCCCACAAAGACGGCCAAUGCCAUGUGGCCCUUAAUUGCACUGCAUUUGGCCAAAAUGUGAAUCUGUCCUGCACACCUGAUGGCGAGUUCAGUGGAUCGUAUAUUUCUGGAAAUGCUGUCGACUCUUCGUUGGUUCUUUUCAUGUCAUUCAGUGGCAACGGAAAUGUUACACUCAACUGCACUGCCUCCAGUGGUCAACAGACAGAGACCGAACAAAUGACAGUGGGAUGUUCAGAGGAGAAGCAGGGGUGUGAAGUCUGCACCAUUUGCAGUUCGUGCAGUUCAUGUGCUUCGUCUGUGACAUGGGCUGUGGUUUUGGUUAUAGCUGGGGUUUUUGCUUUAGCAUGUGCAUAUAAACAUAGAGAUAGCAUUAAAGAUGCCUUCACUGCCUUCCUCAGUUUCAUCCGGAGUCUAUGUCCUGAAUCCUGUGGUGAUGAAGGCAAAAUGAGCCAUGACCAAACGGGACAGGACACGAAGACGGACAAACAAACUUCUUUUGCAUAAGAUUCAACUAAACAGUGACCAGCAUGCUAAUUCAUAGAAAGGAGCAGAUUUGACAUUGUGUUCCACAAGAAAAUAGUUAUAGAGAGCAUCAUGAAGCAGAUGCUCCAGUUUCAGCAAAUGAUGUACGGAAGUCGUGACUGUUGGUUUGACCUCAUUGGAUUCUGUGAGUGAAAUGCACUGCUGUGAACGCUGAUUUCUGUACUUUAGACAACCUUUUCACCCACGGUAAUUAUGAAACUAUCAAAGAUAAAAUGGAUAUCUUCAAAAUCCAUUUGACACAAAUAUCUGAAGGCUUGUGCUCAUUCAGUUUAAAUGGACGUGAUGCUUCUGGUACUAUUGCCUUUCUGUCUUUACUUGAAAUAAACAAAAUAAAAAACUUUUUUAUUUAA
Megalobrama amblycephala (Wuchang bream) is the source of this 1513-nucleotide messenger RNA. RefSeq lists its product as uncharacterized. NCBI's taxonomy places the organism in Eukaryota, Metazoa, Chordata, Actinopteri, Cypriniformes, Xenocyprididae. The record is from RefSeq and is a predicted model, not a curated record. Bases 219 to 1124 code for a protein of 301 amino acids. The transcript is spliced from 6 exons.